Drosophila subpulchrella is the source of this 755-nucleotide messenger RNA. RefSeq lists its product as uncharacterized. Bases 155 to 688 code for a protein of 177 amino acids. The record is from RefSeq and is a predicted model, not a curated record. The transcript is spliced from 2 exons. NCBI's taxonomy places the organism in Eukaryota, Metazoa, Arthropoda, Insecta, Diptera, Drosophilidae.
CGAAUUAAGCGCAUUGACGGGGAAUAAAGUCAGACGUCAGCUGGAAACACAUAAAGAUCCUCCAGCAAGUGUGAACAACCAAAAAAAAGUGCUAAAAUUACAUUCCAGCUAAUUAUAUAAAAUCAUUUUCGGUGUUAAUACUCGUUUAUUACCAAUGGCUGGCAAAUAUAACACUCAAAUGAUCCUGCUUAGCUGCAGCUUGGCUCUGCUCCUGAGCUUCUCGGAAGCCCUUCCUCGAUACAGUCGCCCCAGGGAUCUGGCCACUGCAGGCAGCUCCCCCAGCCUCGCCUAUGCCCCCAGUCCCCAGGAACCCAUGACCCUCACUGGAAACUACAACCUGAUCAUGCCCGACUACUAUGACAACCAUCCAGCUGAGUCCAUGCAGCUGCAGAACUUCGCCAACUUCCACGAUGCCGAAACGAGUCCCGAUUCCGAUCUGGGAAUGGAGGAGUCCCAGUUCCUGACCUACACUCCUGUGAGGGCACCCCAACCCCUGACUGCCCAGGAGAAGCGUGCCCGCCAGCAGGUUCCCCACGUGGACAUCCACCGGGAGAAGAAGGCCCUGCUCAAGCUGAAGAAGGGCAACACCCAGCCCAGGGGAGCCGAUUACCAGGAAUGGGACCAGUUCGACUACGAUCUCUACAGCCUCAAUCCCGGCAAUAACAAGAAGUACAACUACGAUAUCUAGAUGGUUGGGGGGUAUUCCUCUCUAGUUCGACUGUAUAUGUUUAUGUUUUUGUUUUCUGUUGGUUUAA